AUGACAGAGAUCUCCAGAAACCUCGCCAGCCUGCGAGGUCUGUACCAGGAUCUCUCUGCUAUCCCAGAGUCUUCCCUGGGCAACAUUGAUCGACUGGUUUAUGAAUUGGACGCCCACAUUCAAGACUUUCGAAAACUCCUAGACAAGCCCUCGAAAAACAAUGCAAGUCGCCAACAAGUUCUCUCAGGAAAGAUCAACGUUGCCGGUAUACCACACGAAAUCAACCAUGACUUCCAACAGGGCGCGCUACAGCUGGCGGACGCUUUGAACAUUGAUGAACUUCAUGCGGCAGAGAUGUUCUAUGCAGCGCAGGAUGACUCCCAGGUUCUGGAUCGCCCUCCUUUGAUCACUGCCAUCAUGCGAUUCCACGAACGCCGGUCGUUCCUCCUCGAGUGUUUGCGCCUUAUUUUCCGUGAGGCAAAUGAAGUUGAGCGAGAGCGAACUUCGGCCAUCUUGCAUGAUGUUCUUUCCGAUAUCUUGGAAGUCAAAAACAACACAAUGCAGAAUGCCUCACUUUACGCCCGGAAGGGCAUGCAGGCCAUGGUCGAUAUCGAGACAUGGAUCUCGCUUCUUGGGGAUCAGAUCCAAAGAGUUUCAGUCAUCGGAUAUGGAGAAGAUCGCGACAUCAUGGAAGCCAUAGAAUACCAGCGUCACAGUCUGCAACAACAGCAUGAAUCUCUCGGCGCCAUUAUCUUCUACCUAUUCAAGGGCACAUACACAAGCUCAGAGGACUUCCGUGUUCUCGUCACACAACUGAAAAGAUUGGAGCGCUUCGACGGACUAUUAGUUCAUUAUGUCCCCAUCGCGAUCGCAGCUUUCGUUCAACAUGGAUCCCCAGAGGGAUCUGGAACACAAAAGGACGCUCGAAGCCUGCAUACACUCAUCACCGCGGUCAAAGAUGCUCACACGUGGAAGCUACCCACCUUCCAUGCUGCAAUUAUCGCUCUGUGGCUAUCAGUCUACAGCGGGUGGUACUUUGAUGAUGGUCCAUCCUCUCCCGUUCCAGGUGCUGACCCGGAAGUUGAAGCGAAAGAACGUACGAAGAUGUUUAUGACUGCCCUUGACGAUGGCGCCCUUGAUUUUAUGCUUGCCAUCUGCUCUAGCAUCAAUAGUGAAGAAUGGGCUGAUCCAGCACGAACUGAGCUAGUAGGGCUUCUUCUCAGAGAAAGCGUUAUCACGCUACCAGAACUCGACUCUUGCUCUGAAUACAUGAAGGAGCUAUUGAUGGAGAAUUUCGAGGCAUAUGUAGAGUCUUGCAUUGCAAACAUGCCGGAUGCUGUUCGAUUGCUCAAGUCUGAAGAAGACACCCAGAGGUUAGAUCAGAUCACAGCUCUGAGGGAUGGCCUGACAUCUAGUCUCCACCGUGGCUUGGUCGAGGCAAGAACACACCUUGAGUCCCUUCUGAUGAUAAUCUCAUUUUCCUUCGAGCAUCGUCAGGAUGCUGCACAAGAGUUUUGGGCCGACCCCGAUGGCAACCUUUACGGCUUUUUGCAGUGGGCCUCUAAGCGGCAGACUGUUCCCCGAGUCAGCGCCUUCUGUGAAAUGCUCUGCUCCAUCUCUGAGGGCGAGGAAAAUGCAACUGCUGCGCAUCGAUUUUUGUUAGAAGAAGACAAGUUCAUGGGCUCAAAAUUGAAACGCUCAACAACGAUGAACUGGAUGCAAAUGUUUGCUGAACUGCGUCUCUAUGCCAGCCGAGUCACAGAGAAGCCUCAAAGUGGUACUACUCAGCAUGGGAUGGUGCGGGCUCGAAAGUCCGAACCCGUCGAUAUGAGCGAACCUGAGAGCCCAGUCAUGUUGACCUGUUAUCUCCGUCUCAUGGGGCAUUUAUGCAAGCAAAGCGCGACCAUUCGGGACUGGAUGUUGCAGAAUCCAAACUUCACAGUGGUCGAGACCCUUCUGAAGCUGUGCAGUGGACCGAUCCCAACACACCUCAGAGCAACCACUUUCACCACACUUUCAGCGUUAAUGACGGAUAAAACGCUCGCCAAUGGAAAUGAGAUGUGGCUUCGUGUUGAUGAAUAUUUGUCUGGAGACGUCCUGGCUAAUCUGUGCAUUGGCAAAGUCCCGAGUGGUGCUACGGGCGUGUGGCGCCAGCAGCAGGCUUUACAGAUGAUUGGCGAGAGCUUUGAUCAAACCAACGCAUUUGUUGGUUUGGUCAAUUCGCUGAUCACCCCGGCCUUUGACUUGACCGACAACCCUCUAUCACUUUCUUUCCCGGAGUCACUGGGCUCGUCGUAUCGCAUGCAUGGCGUUGAGCCUUACAUUGAUUUCAUUUUGGGACAUGCUGUAUCUCGCAAGAUCCAAGAACUCAAUGAUUAUCAGUCCAGUCUGCUCACUUACAACUGUAUGGAUUUUGUUGUGGCAUGUCUACGGACCUUCAAUGAGGAUCUCGUCACCGUUCUCAGCCAGCCAUCCCACGCCUCCGAUUCCGCAGCAACAAAUUUGGCGCUUACCACUUACGUUCGACUUCACCCCUUUGCUCGCGUGAUGGAAUGGCUUUUCAAUGAAGACGUCCUCAAAGCCUUGUUCGCAAACAGUCUCAGGGAUGUUGCAGAUAUUGCCCAGGCGUCGUCCAAUUCCGUCAAGGUAUUGACUCUUCUCCGCACUAUCGAGGUAAUGAACUUGAUCCUGGAUCUACAAUCCACUUAUUUCAACAUUGUCAAGCCAAUGGUCAAGGCCAACUCGGCUCCCAGCAGGAUUAAUGUUGCAAACUCGUCGCUCGCUUCUUUUGAAGAUAGUGUCCUGAACAAUCUGGGUCUCGUGCCCGCAUUGUGCCUCUACUGCGGUACAGGACACCAGCAGCUUACCGUCACAUCAUUGGCUUUACUGGAAAAACUCUCGAGCUCUCGCAAACUGAACAAGAUGUCGUCUCCAGAGAUUUCCAGGUGGCAAUCCUCAAACAAGAUUGUGGAGGUUCUCGCUAGUGAAGUGGAUAUUGAUAGCAUAUCCCGUUCACUCGUAGCGCAGAUGGUACCGGAUGAAAGGGAAUUGGAGUGGGGUGCUCAGUCUGCUGGUUAUGUCAUUCGAGAAAGCCUGCUUGCUCUAUUGAAUAGUUGCCUCGGAAUAAUCACAGAUCGCCCUACUGUCGCGCACCUUCUACUUGGCUUUGGUUCUGUUGGCAAUAUGCUCGAUGUGCCAUCAGAAGGCCUGUUCACUAUGCGAACGUCUCUUUUACAUGCCAUCAUUGGCUUUUUGCGAGACUACCCUGAAGAACUGGAUGGUACAAUUGUAUCAUGGACCGUCCAUCUCAAGCGUGUUGCCUUUGAGGUUCUUCGGCACCUGUGGUCUUCAAAGCUAGCAACAUACUUCACCCUGGGUGAAAUGCGUGUGAAUGGGUUUCUUCCCCACAUGUUCUCUGGUCAAACUCUUGUCGGUCCGAAUACUCUCUGGCAUGGUUUCCCGCUCAUUUCAGACGAAUUUUGGCUGACAGAAUCCACAACGGCCUUGGGUGAAUUUUUGCUUUACCGAAGCCAUCUGUACGCGUACGCUGCGACCGAGAUUCGAGCGGCAGCAAAGGUUGGAUCACCCACUCUUCAAGUAGAGACACUCGCAACAUUACUCGGGGACUCUGUUCUGGACAGUGGCGAGUCUAUCAAAACCCACUCCGUCUUCGAUCUCUUUGACUUUGCUGAUCUGGACGUCGCUCGCGAGUUCGAGUUGCCGCAGCUGCAGCUGCUUGGUAAACUCCCUCUGGACGUCUGCGCUCAGAAGAACGAGGACUCGUCUGUGCUCUAUAAUCUUGCCGAGCUUGAAGAACUGAUUCAGGUUGAGAAGGCGAAGAUUUUGGCCUAUGGAGUGCCUCGACCACAAGAAGAAGAAUUGAUUCACAAAGAGGCCGGGGCCUUGAAGAUGAUCAUCCACGCGACCAAUCAAUCGCGUCAGAUUCAACAGAACAGAUACCUCGCUCUCCGUUCGUGGGCAGAGCUUAUCACCACCAUAGUCAGCUGCUCCGUCUUGGAUGAUUCAAACAGACCACCGUUCAUCCUGCACGCCAUUCAACUCAUUCUUCCUAAGUUGGAGAUUGCCAUUGAGGGAGACUCGCCAGAGGCGAUCGAGCUGGCACGACUGGCCGAGACCCUUAUUGGAAAACUUGCGUCUGACUUAUCAGCAACCCCUGGCUCGCAGAGCGGAGACGUCAUUGACGAAAAGCUGCAUCAGCUCUUCCAAGUUUCUAUGCGAGGCAUCACGUUAGCUACAGGGAAUGUGUCACUGAGAGAAGUUCUUUACGGAAUCUGCUCUCACUACAUUACUCGCAUCACAACAUCCGAGUCGCCUCAUGACGCUCUGCAGCGGCACAGUCAGCAGGUAAUCAAGACGGCUGGACCUGGUCUUGUCGAGAUCAUCUGUGACGAUGCCUAUACUGGCCAGGAAGCCUGUCGGGCUUCUGCUCUCCUUCUCCUGAACUGCCUGGCGGUUUUGGACAGUCGCACUGAUUGUGUUCUCGCAGAACUGAUCUCACAGUCCAACUAUCUCAGCUUAUUCCUGGAUGCCAUUAGAUCACUGCCCUAUGAAUUACGUAGUGCGUCAGCAACAGAUACCCCUGCUCUCUUAGCAUUCUAUGAAUCCUUGCUGGCUUUACUCCAGCUCCUCUCUCAGACCAAGAAUGGCGCGAUCGUCGUCCUCAAAUGUGGUCUCUUCGAGUCCGUGCGAGAGUCGCAAUUGUUCGCUGCUGAUCCCGAUAUUGGCAUCGACAUUGAAAACCCCGAUUCCCUGCGAAAGUUCUACGAUCUGCUUCUAUCUGUGAUCCGGGUGAUUGUAUCUGCGGUCUUCUCCCGGGGUGUCCACAAUGAGCAGAUCAAGGCACAAACUCGGGCUUUCAUCUCUGACAACCGGGCAUGCAUGGUGGGAGUGUUCAAACGAUUUGCGAAGAUUGGAGGCGAUGCCCCAGCUGGCCACCAGGACGCCCUGUGUGAACUUGUCAAGGCUUUCAUGGCUCUAGUGGCGGCCUCUGACUACUUGGAAUUUGAAGAAUCAGAGGCCCAACAAACUGUUCGACCUGGCUUGUUUUCAUAA
Messenger RNA from Penicillium odoratum, 5013 nucleotides. RefSeq names its product nuclear pore complex Nup192/Nup205 family protein. Gene Ontology annotation, biological process: nuclear pore organization. Gene Ontology annotation, molecular function: structural constituent of nuclear pore. Bases 1 to 5013 code for a protein of 1670 amino acids. The record is from RefSeq and is a predicted model, not a curated record. The transcript has 4 exons. Lineage: Eukaryota; Fungi; Ascomycota; Eurotiomycetes; Eurotiales; Aspergillaceae. Gene Ontology annotation, cellular component: nuclear pore; nuclear pore inner ring.